CUUCCAGGCUGGAUCCUGUGCGCUCACGCUCCUCCUCCUGCCCCCCGCCUCCCAGCCCAGCGCGGCCCGGUACCAGCGUGUGGUCCCGCCAAAGGAGCCAUCUGUGCCUCGUGCUCUUCGGAUUGUGAGGGUGUGCGUUCGCGGCGCGUGGCGCUAGCCAUGGCGAUGGAUCAAGUGAACGCGUUGUGCGAGCAGCUGGUGAAAGCGGUGACGGUCAUGAUGGACCCCAGCUCCACCCAGCGCUAUCGGCUGGAAGCCCUCAAGUUUUGUGAAGAGUUUAAAGAAAAGUGCCCUAUCUGUGUCCCCUGUGGCUUGAGGUUGGCUGAGAAAACACAAAUUGCCAUCGUCAGACAUUUUGGUCUUCAGAUCCUGGAACAUGUUGUCAAGUUUCGGUGGAACAGUAUGUCUCGAUUGGAGAAGGUCUAUCUGAAGAACAGUGUCAUGGAGCUGAUUGCAAAUGGAACAUUGAACAUUUUGGAAGAGGAGAAUCAUAUUAAAGAUGUUCUGUCUCGAAUUGUAGUAGAAAUGAUCAAACGAGAGUGGCCACAGCAUUGGUCUGAUAUGCUAAUAGAAUUGGACACUCUUUCCAAACAAGGGGAAACACAGACAGAAUUAGUGAUGUUCAUCCUUUUGCGACUGGCAGAAGACGUAGUGACCUUUCAGACACUUCCCCCUCAAAGAAGAAGGGAUAUCCAGCAAACAUUAACGCAGAACAUGGAUAGGAUCUUUAGUUUUCUACUUAACACACUUCAAGAUAAUGUCAACAAGUACCGGCAAGUGAAGACUGAUACUUCUCAGGAGUUAAAGCUCCAAGCAAACUGUCGAGUAGGCAUUGCAGCACUAAAUACUCUAGCAGGCUACAUUGACUGGGUAUCUAUGAGUCAUAUUACUGCUGAAAACUGUAAACUCCUGGAGAUGCUCUGCCUGCUUCUGAACGAACAGGAACUUCAGCUGGGAGCAGCUGAGUGUCUUCUCAUUGCAGUCAGCAGAAAAGGCAAGUUGGAAGACCGGAAGCCCUUGAUGGUCUUAUUUGGAGAUGUUGCCAUGCAUUACAUACUCUCUGCUGCACAGACUGCAGAUGGAGGAGGCUUGAUAGAAAAACACUAUGUCUUCUUGAAGAGACUCUGUCAGGUGUUGUGUGCUUUGGGCAAUCAGCUCUGUGCAUUACUGGGUGUAGAUUCUGAUGUAGAAACACCAGUGAACUUUGGAAAAUACCUGGAAUCUUUUCUUGCUUUCACAACACAUCCAAGUCAGUUUCUACGCUCUUCAACCCAGAUGACUUGGGGAGCCCUCUUUAGGCAUGAGAUCCUAUCCCGUGAUCCUUUGUUACUAGCAAUAAUACCAAAAUAUCUUCGUGCUUCUAUGACUAACCUUGUGAAGAUGGGCUUUCCUUCUAAAACAGACAGCCCUAGCUGUGAAUAUUCUCAAAUUGAUUUUGAUAGCGAUGAAGACUUCAAUGCUUUCUUCAACUCUUCCCGGGCCCAACAAGGAGAGGUGAUGAGGUUGGCAUGUCGUUUAGAUCCCAAGACUAGUUUCCAGAUGGCUGGCGAGUGGCUAAGGUAUCAGCUGUCAACUUCUAUUGAUACUGGAUCCAUGAAUUCUGGAACUGGAGAAGGUGGCCUCUGCUCCAUUUUCUCACCUUCAUUCGUUCAGUGGGAAGCCAUGACUUUUUUUUUGGAAAGUGUGAUCAACCAGAUGUUUCGAACACUAGAUAAAGAAGAAAUUCCUGUUAAUGAUGGAAUAGAGCUGUUGCAGAUGGUCCUGAACUUUGACACCAAGGAUCCCCUGAUUCUCUCCUGCGUUCUCACUAAUGUCUCAGCGCUCUUUCCAUUUGUCUCCUACAGACCAGAAUUCUUGCCCCAGGUCUUCUCUAAGCUAUUUUCAUCUGUCACUUUUGAAACUGUUGAAGAAAGUAAGGUCCCCAGAACCCGGGCGGUAAGGAAUGUGAGGAGGCAUGCUUGUUCCUCCAUCAUCAAGAUGUGUCGGGACUAUCCGCAGCUCGUGCUGCCCAGUUUUGACAUGCUUUAUAACCACGUGAAGCAACUUCUCUCCAAUGAGCUACUCCUGACACAAAUGGAGAAGUGUGCCCUCAUGGAAGCUCUGGUUCUCAUUAGCAACCAAUUCAAGAACUACGAGCGGCAGAAGGUCUUCCUAGAGGAGCUCAUGGCACCGGUGGCCAGCAUCUGGCUUUCUGAAGACAUGCACAGAGUGCUGUUAGAUGUUGAUGCUUUUAUUACCUAUGUGGGUGCAAAUCGGAAAAGCUGUGACCCAGGCUUGGAGGAUCCCUGUGGCCUAAACCGUGCACGAAUGAGCUUUUGCGUGUAUAGCAUUCUGGGUGUUGUGAAACGAACUUGCUGGCCCACUGACCUAGAAGAGGCCAAAGCUGGGGGAUUUGUGGUGGGUUAUACACCCACUGGGAAUCCAAUCUUCCGUAACCCCUGCACAGAGCAGAUUCUGAAACUUCUUGACAAUUUGCUUGCCCUUAUAAGAACCCACAAUACUUUGUAUGCACCAGAAAUGCUAUCCAAAAUGGCAGAGCCUUUUACGAAGGCUCUAGAUAUGCUUGAAGUGGAAAAAUCUGCUAUAUUAGGAUUACCUCAGCCUCUCUUGGAACUCAAUGACUCUCCUGUCUACAAAACAGUCUUGGAAAGAAUGCAGCGUUUCUUCUGCAACCUCUAUGAAAACUGUUUUAAUAUCCUAGGGAAGGCAGGCCCUUCCAUGCAGCAAGACUUCUACACUGUGGAGGACCUUGCUACCCAGCUCCUCAGCUCAGCCUUCGUCAACUUGAACAGUAUUCCUGAUUACCGACUCAGACCCAUGCUUCGGGUUUUUGUGAAGCCUCUGGUGCUCUUCUGUCCCCCAGAGCACUAUGAAGCCCUGGUGUCUCCCAUCCUUGGACCUCUCUUCACCUACCUCCACAUGAGGCUUUCCCAGAAAUGGCAAGUCAUUAACCAGAGGAGCCUGCUGUGUGGAGAAGACGAGACUGCAGAUGAAAAUCCAGAGUCUCAAGAGAUGCUGGAGGAGCACCUGGUGAGGAUGUUAACUCGAGAAGUCAUGGAUCUGAUCACGGUUUGCUGUGUUUCAAAGAAAGGUGCUGACCACAGUACUGCUCCUCCUGCAGAUGGAGAGGAUGAAGAGAUUAUGGCCACAGAGGUAACCCCCUCAGCCAUGGCGGAGCUUACAGAGCUGGGCAAAUGUCUGAUGAAGCAUGAGGAUGUUUGUACGGCACUGUUGAUUACAGCCUUCAAUUCCCUGGCCUGGAAGGACACUCUCUCCUGCCAAAGGACAACCACACAGCUCUGCUGGCCUCUCCUCAAGCAAGUGCUGUCAGGGACACUGCUCACAGAUGCUGUUACGUGGCUUUUCACCAGUGUGCUGAAGGGUUUACAGACGCACGGGCAGCACGACGGGUGCAUGGCUUCCCUGGUCCACCUGGCCUUCCAGAUAUAUGAGGCACUGCGCCCCAGGUACCUGGAGAUAAGAGCUGUGAUGGAGCAGAUCCCUGAAAUACAGAAAGACUCUCUGGACCAGUUUGACUGCAAGCUUUUAAACCCCUCCCUGCAGAAAGUGGCUGACAAGCGUCGAAAGGACCAAUUCAAACGCCUCAUUGCUGGUUGCAUCGGGAAACCCUUGGGAGAGCAGUUCCGAAAAGAAGUUCACAUUAAGAAUCUCCCCUCACUUUUCAAAAAAACAAAGCCAGUGCUGGAGACAGAGGUGCUAGACAGCGAGGAAGGUGGCCUUGCCACCAUCUUUGAACCCUGAAUCAAGCUUUUGGGCAUCCUUCCUCAGCCUUUAUUGUCAUCUCUUCUUCCUCUUCCUAGCUGAUCUCUAGGCCCCUCUCCACUGCCACCUCGCUUUCCACCAUUGUCAGCCUGGAGAGAUCCUAGUCUGGAGCUGGAGAGGGUAAGCCCCUUGCAGGGCCAGAAGUAAUUAUACUGAAAUACCAAGAAAGGGAUUUAAGGCUUAACACCAUUCUGUCAAGUCCAAGUAGAAUGGGAGACAUCUGGGAAAUCUGGACAGAAUUCUACUUGGACUUUUGGCUUUUCCAAUAGAGAAGCUAGAGUAGAGCAGCCCUUCCCAAUGCAGCCACAAGACUGCAGCUAGCUGGGCUUGUGGCAAGUGCUCACCUCACCUAGUGCCAGAGUUUCUCCUGGUCCACCAGAAGUCCCAUGAGCCCCCUUGCUGCUGUGCUGGCAAGGAACGUUCCCCAUCCUCCAGGGGGGAUGCCCAGUUCCCUCAUCUUUGUUUUGAUUAAGAAUCUGGGCACCUAAUGAGAUCUGUGACAUAGGCUACUGCUAAGUUCUGGGCAUAGUACCAAGGAUAGUACCUCCAGGGACCAGAGCUGGGCUCUAGUGCUUGCAAGCUUCCUCCUCAGAGGUCACACAUCUUGCCCGUUCAUGAACGACCCCUCAGUGUGGUUUCCCCAGCUCCAUGGUCCACUCAGGCACAAGAGCCACAUAACCCUAUUUAGUGUCACAAGAGGCCACUGGCAUCCAAGGAUAAUCCAGACAACUAUACUACAUCUGUGACUAGCUGCUAACAAAGCCACUGAUCUCCUCUCCUAGGACUAGCUGAUUCCAGGUGCCUUCAAAAAUCUUUCAGUCUUUUGGGUCCCUGGCAUUUCUCCCAUUGGGUAUUUCCCUAAGGAAAGAAAGAAGAAAAUAUAACUUCCCAACAUAACCUGUACUUAAUGUCCAGUCCAUUCUAGAGAGAGGUCACUGGAAGGCCCUGCAAGUAGGGGGAAGUGGGAGCAGGACCCUAGUCUAAGGCAGACUUAAUCCCUACAGAAACUACUAUUCCUGUGCUCUGCAAAGGCAAAGGUCUCCCAUCAGUCCAUUUGACUGAGGGUUUCAAUGAGAGCCAGAGUAAGGACUGAAUGGAGUCAGAUUAGAUGGAGGCUGUAGUUUUUAGCUGGUGCAGGCCCAUAGGCAGGGUAAAGGUUGGGAAGAGGCAAAGAUGGAGAAGCAGGACUUGGAGUCUUAGGUUGUUUCUGCCACUCCUGCUUCCUCUUCCUGGGUAGUGCUUUGGGCUUCUUUCUUGGUUGUGAAGGUGAUCCCAAAGCCUGAUUCCCUCCCAACUUGAUAACUGCCUAUUCUUCUGUGGUUUGAGCUACAGAGGACAUAGUUGUAUUUAUUGUGUUGUAAUAUUUUUAACAUCCUGUGACUUCAUGCUAGAAGUUUUCUAUUGUUUAUAGAACCUUUUUGUAGAAACAUUAACUCUAAAGCACAUCUGCAUGUAAGUAAAAAUCUCAAUUUCAUACAGAAAGGGCCCCAUCUGCUUUUUUCAAGCCAGUCUUAAAAUCAAUGACAUACUUUAGGGUCACUGCUUCUCAGACACAUUCUGCCAUGGGGACUGGGCAGGGGCAACUGUGACUAGUGAACUUGCCAUGUCCAACUCUCUGAAGUGGUGUCACCUAUUCUAUUCUUGACUGACCUAGACCAAGCAGCACAUAUUCUCAGUGUGUCGGUAGCAUACAGUUGCUAGGCCUGACCCCAAGUUACUGUCCAGUGGGAACUGCUGUUCCCCUCUCAAAUAGGUAGUGAUAGCAACGAGACUUGGUUUCUGUCAGGAACUUGCCCCAGUAAUGCAGAGGAUAGGUGAAGUGGUAGAUUCACUCUGGCUCCCUUAAGUAUCUUCCUGGGAUCUGGCUGGGCCCUCAGAAACCACCUCAAUUUGGCAUUUCUGAAGUCUUAGAAGGGCUCAGCUGUGACCUAGUGAUAUCUGAGCCCAGUGUCUCCUGAAUUGCUAAAUGUCAAACCUGUUCUGAGGUCCCAUAUUUUGGCCCCCGAAUUAAGAAGUGGUCUAACAAAAGGAUUUCUGUUUGGACGUAAAUUUAUUUACAUGAAAGGCCUUACAAAGGCAUAAAAGUAACAUUUUGUGGCACAUUUAACAAAAGGUAUUGACUGAAAUAAAGCUGGAAUGGUCCAGAAAAAUUCAGGACCCCUAGUCACACUGGGCUCUGCAUAGCAGUCCUGUGGGGGGCAGGUCAGGACCCAAAAUCUUCAGCUUGCCUCUGAGGAACAUCAAAAGCCAGUCAUCCCAGUAGGUCCAGUGCAAAUCUCAGUCCAUCUGAACUGCGUCUAGUUCAUCCAAGAACCGCCGGCACUUUCCCAUCAGUACUCUGAUGGCUUCACUUACCAGCACAUCUGGUGGCAACACCCCUGUUGACUCUACAGAGACUGGGGACCAAAGAGACACUUUAGCCCAGACAGGGCUUGCCUUUCCAAAGCUCCAUACAAAAUACUGCUAAGUUUCACAUCUGGACUCUGAAAGGAAGCUGUAGCACCAAAAAGUGCCCUGUCUCCUUCCCUUGAUCCACCCAUAAUACUCACAAAUAUAAUGAUCCCGAACACGGGCCAACCGUACAACCUUCUUCAGCUUCUCAUUCCGGAAGACUUCCCUGCUGAAGGUAUCCAACCGGGGAUUGGCAACUCUAGCCACCUUUUUACCUAAUGAAAACAAAUCAUGUUAUAAAUACUUUA
This is a messenger RNA of Choloepus didactylus (southern two-toed sloth), 6482 nucleotides long. RefSeq names its product exportin 5 (gene XPO5). The record is from RefSeq and is a predicted model, not a curated record. The transcript is spliced from 32 exons. Gene Ontology annotation, molecular function: small GTPase binding; RNA binding; nuclear export signal receptor activity. Gene Ontology annotation, cellular component: RNA nuclear export complex; nucleus; cytoplasm. The coding region runs from base 160 to 3762 and encodes 1200 amino acids. NCBI's taxonomy places the organism in Eukaryota, Metazoa, Chordata, Mammalia, Pilosa, Megalonychidae. Gene Ontology annotation, biological process: protein export from nucleus; RNA export from nucleus.